Molecule: messenger RNA, 1689 nt
Organism: Rhodofomes roseus
Lineage: Eukaryota; Fungi; Basidiomycota; Agaricomycetes; Polyporales; Fomitopsidaceae
Exons: 2
Coding region: 1-1689 (562 amino acids)
Source: RefSeq, a predicted model, not a curated record
AUGGGAGCGCGUCACGCCGCCCGCCUCGGCGAUGCCCGGUGGACGCCGGCGGACUCCUGGGGCGGCGGAGAGGCAGCAGCGGGCGAGCGGCAGACGCCCGCCACCGACAUGAGCGACGUCCACGCGCGGAUCUCCGCCUUCGAGGCCCUCGCAAGCAGCCCCGCCGCCCGCAGCCACACCCGGCCCCUGUCGCCCGACGCCGCCGCCCGCUUCGACCCCAUCGUCCACUCGCCGUCGCCGUCGCCGCCCGCCCUCGGCCGCAAAACAUCGCUCAUCGACCUGCACGACUGGGUCCUCGACGACGGCCCCCGCAACAGCCCGCCCACGCCCGCCCUCCCCGCCAGGCCCCGCUCCACCGCCCCCGUCGCCAGUCCCCGCCACGUCGCUGCGCCCCUCAUCCACCUCGAGUCCCCGCCCUCUGCCCGCCCCGCUCCGCCCCUCCCUCCCCGCACGCCGUCCUACACAUCCCUCCGCUCCGUCUCCGCGUCCUCUGCAUCCACCUCGGCUGCAGCGUCUCGCUCGCCCCCUGCACCCCCGCCGCGCAGACCGCCGCCGUCGCGGGCUUCGCUCUCUGCAGAUCACUCGUACCCGCCCGCGCUCAGCCUGGGCCUGGCCAUCCCUGCCUCUCCCUCCCGCCACGCCCCUGCCUCCUCGAUCUCUUCCUUCCACUCUGUCUCUCUGUCCUCCGAUGGCGGAGACCCCGGCUCGCCCUCGACGCCGAGCAAUGUCGCCCCAUCUCCCUCAGACACCGUGAGUAUGGCAGAAUCCUUUGAGCACCUCUCCGUGUGUUCCACCGCGCCCGAGCUCCCCCGCCGACCGCCCUCAGAGCCACCAAAACUCCCCCAACGCCCGCCCUCUGUCAGUCCCAACGUCACGCCCAAAUCGCUCGGGUCCUCUCCCCGCCCGCCCUCCGCAAAACCCUCCCCUCCACCGCGCGCCGCAACCACAAAGCCGCCGCCACCCCCGCCGCCCCGCCCCCCGUCCUCGCGCGCAUCCACGGGCUCGUCCGCCUCUGGCACCUCCACGUCCCUCUCUUUCUCCGACCGUGCCUCCGUCUUCAGCCUCAGCACCUCGCCCUCCUCUUCCAGCUCGCACCUCGGCCCAAGCAGCUCCUCCCUCGCCACACUCAAGCCAACCACCAAGUCCGCCACAGUGCCCAGCCCGCUGCCCUCCCCGAUUCUCUCCCAGCUCACGCGCGCAGCCCCCGUCCCGCCGGCCGCCCGUCGGCGAUACGAGACCCUCUUCGCACGGAACCUCUACGCGCAGAACGCCGUCAGGAAGGACAUCGCCUCGCCGCCGCCCGGCGCGCGUGCGCGCAAGGCUGCGGGCUGGCGUGGGCUGUCAGUGGACCUGCUGACGAACCCCGAGCCCGCAGCGACGGAGCAGGAGAGCGAGGAGCGUCUGGACGGGGAGACGGUGCGCAAGAUAUGGGUGCGCUCGAAGCUCGAGCGGAGGACGCUCAAGGCGAUAUGGUCGGACUGCGACCCCGCGGGUAUGGGCUCGCUCGACCUCGAGGGCUUCGUCCGCGGGACGUGGCGGAUCGACGAGGAGCUCCGGCGCGCGCAGUUGCGUGACGGGCUCGGGCUCGGGCUCGGGCUCUCGCUCGGUCGCCACGGCUCGAGCGCGAGCGCGACGGCGCGGGGAAGGGCGCGUGCGAGUAGAGGGAACACGCGGCUGAUCCUGCGAUAG